Messenger RNA from Cynoglossus semilaevis (tongue sole), 6512 nucleotides. Its product is annotated as glutamate receptor ionotropic, NMDA 2C-like. Gene Ontology annotation, molecular function: ligand-gated monoatomic ion channel activity; signaling receptor activity. Bases 831 to 4997 code for a protein of 1388 amino acids. The transcript is spliced from 16 exons. Gene Ontology annotation, biological process: monoatomic ion transport. Gene Ontology annotation, cellular component: membrane. NCBI's taxonomy places the organism in Eukaryota, Metazoa, Chordata, Actinopteri, Pleuronectiformes, Cynoglossidae. The record is from RefSeq and is a predicted model, not a curated record.
CCUCGCAGAGGACCAAUCCGUAACAGUUUGUGAGAUCUCCUAACUUCCUGUGGAUUUGUGGAGCCGUCUAGCAGCUACCAGGAUCAUGGAUAUGACAGACAGAGGUGGCAGAAAGAAAAGAAAGGAGAAAACGCUGGAGAAAAGACACUGCUGAAGCCUGAAAGGGAUUCUGGCUCGUCUGCUAAAGAGGCAUUCUAUCAUUUUCCUCCCCCUUUGGCUCCUCUCAUUUUCUGACCAGCGGGGAACCUGAAGGAUACAGACGUAGCUAAAGACAGUGGGUUUAUGCACAUAUGCACACACACACCCACACCCACACCCACUCAAAUGGCUUGGCAGCUUGUCUCUGGGCUCCUGCACCUCUCUUCUUCUGUCACCCUUUCCCCCACAUUUUCCUUUUUAAUUCCUUUUUUGGUAACUUGUCUUCACUUUCUUGACCACUUGUAAAAGUGCUCCGCGUGACACCCACUAAAAGGAGAAGUGAGAAAAGGGUGAAGAAAGUGAGGAGGUAAAAAGAGAUUUUUAGAGUUGCACACAUGCACUCGCUGUCACGUUGUGAAUUCCAGCAGGGGAGGGUGCAGACAUCCAAAGCUGCCAAACACACACACACACACACACACACAGGCAGAUACAGAAUCACACACAAGUCCCAAACACUCACAGUCACAACACAGACAAGGACCUGGUCUAAAUAUUAACCACCACAGGUGCUGAGAGCAAAGAAACACAGGGAGUAGAGAGACAGACACUUGCUAAGACGCAGCUGGGGGUCGAUGGAGUGGCAUGAGUCUAAGGUGGAUGGCAGCAUAGAGCGAAGGCACUAGGCUGUCAACAUGGCCUUCCCCAUGGGGCGACCUUCUCCACUCUUGCUCCUUCAUUUCCUCCUCCUCCUCUGGUCCUCCAAGCCACUGCAGGCCCGGCCGCUGCUGCUCCACCCGUCCAUUAAUGUGGCGGUGGUUUUCAGUGGCUCCAGCUACCAGAAUGAAGUGAGGGGUCGACUCAGCGGGGAAAACUUUGUCGAUCUGCCUGUGGUGGUCAGCCCUGUGACUGUGCUGGUCAAUGACACCAACCCACGUGACCUGCUGACCCGCCUGUGUGAUACGAUGUCAACGGAGAGGCUGCACGGUGUUGUGUUUGAGGACGAUGUGGGCUCAGGAGCAGGAGUUCAGGUGGCAGAAGUGGCACAAAUCCUGGACUUCCUUUCCACCCAGACAGCGCUGCCAAUCGUGGGCAUCAGUGGUGGCUCUGCAGUUGUCAUUCCCUACAAGGCAGAGGGAUCCUCCUUCCUACAGAUGGGAGCAUCUCUGGAACAACAGAUUCUCUGCAUGUUUAAGCUCAUGGAGGAAUAUGAUUGGGGAGAGUUUGUGGUGAUCACCAGCUUUCUGCCAGGAUACGACACCUUCGUAGACAUUGUGCAGUCUUACACAGAUACAUCCUACUUUCUGUGGAACCUGCAGGACAUUCUGACUCUGGAAAUGUCAGUCGGAGCCAAUGACGCCAGAACCAAACGCAUGCUGCAGCAGGUGGACGCUCAGGUCCUCCUGGCUUACUGCUCCCACGAGGAGGCACAGUACUUGUUUACACAGGCAGCACAGGUGGGCCUGUUGGGGCCAGGCUACAUCUGGAUCCUCCCUAGUCUGGCCGUCGGCAACCCUGACAGUCCUCCGCCUGUCAGCUUCCCUGUUGGUGUAAUUGGAGUGAUCACUGAGCAGUGGAGGAAAAGCUUGCGUCAGAGGGUGAGAGAGGGUGUUGCUAUUGUAGCCAAAGGGGCUGAAAGCUUCCGGAAACAGCAUGGAUUUAUCCCUGAGGGCCACGGAGACUGUAACAGACCGGCUAAACAUUCAGACAACAACACUUUGUUCAGGCACAUGCUGAAUGUGACGUGGGAGCGCAGGGAUCUGUCCUUUAACAACCAAGGCUUCCUCACAAACCCGUCCAUGAUCAUAAUCGCUUUGGACAGAGAGAGACUCUGGGACAAGGUUGGUACUUAUGCUCGGGGGAUCCUCCAGGUUCGAUACCCCGUCUGGCCUCGGUACGGCAGCUUCUUGGAGCAUGUUAUUGAUGACCGUCACCUCACUGUGGCAACACUGGAGGAGCACCCUUUUGUCAUUGUUGAGAACGUGGACCCGGGGACCGGCACAUGUGUCCGCAAUACUGUCCCCUGCAGGCGUCAGUACAAUCAAACUGAGAGUUUGGUUGGUCAGUCAGAGUCCUACACCAAACUCUGCUGCAAGGGCUUCUGCAUAGACAUUCUGAAGAAGCUGUCCCGCACCAUCAAGUUUUCUUAUGACCUCUACCUGGUCACCAACGGAAAACAUGGCAAACUGGUCCGUGGGAUUUGGAACGGCAUGAUUGGCGAGGUGGUGUAUCGCCGAGCCGACAUGGCCAUCGGCUCACUUACUAUCAACGAGGAGCGUUCAGAAAUCAUCGACUUCUCUGUGCCGUUUGUUGAGACAGGAAUCAGCGUCAUGGUAGCCCGCAGCAACGGGACGGUUUCUCCUUCUGCCUUUCUUGAGCCCUACAGCCCUGCAGUGUGGGUCAUGAUGUUUGUGAUGUGUCUGACUGUCGUGGCCGUGACAGUUUUCGUGUUCGAAUACUUCAGUCCGGUUGGUUACAAAGGCAGUUUGGUGAGCGCUAAGGCUCCUGGCGGUCCAACAUUCACCAUAGGGAAAUCAGUUUGGCUCCUGUGGGGCAUAGUCUUUAACAACUCAGUCCCCAUUGAAAACCCCAAAGGAACCACCAGUAAAAUCAUGGUCCUGGUCUGGGCCUUUUUUGCAGUCAUUUUCUUGGCUUCCUACACUGCCAACCUGGCUGCCUUCAUGAUCCAGGAGCAGUAUAUCGACACGGUGUCCGGGUUGUCUGACAAGAAGUUUCAGAAACCACAUGAGCACUAUCCACCUUUCCGCUUUGGGACAGUCCCCAAUGGAAGCACCGAAAGGAAUAUUCGCAGCAACUAUCCUGACAUGCACACACACAUGACCAAGUACAACCAGAAGGGAGUGGAGGAAGCCUUAGAAAGCUUAAAAAAUGGGAAGCUGGAUGCCUUCAUUUAUGAUGCAGCCGUUCUGAACUACAUGGCUGGUAAAGAUGAGGGCUGUAAGUUGGUGACCAUUGGCAGUGGGAAGGUGUUCGCCACCACAGGAUAUGGGAUUGCUUUGCAGAAGGAUUCCCGCUGGAAAAGGCUAAUAGACCUGGCCCUGCUGCAGUUCCUCGGAGAUGGAGACACCCAGCGCUUGGAGACAGUCUGGUUAUCAGGUAUUUGCCAGAACGAAAAAAAUGAGGUGAUGAGCAGCAAGCUGGACAUUGACAACAUGGCAGGCGUCUUCUACAUGCUGCUGGUGGCCAUGGGCCUCAGCCUCCUGGUCUUUGCCUGGGAACACCUGCUCUACUGGAAACUACGACACUCUCUCAACAAGUCCAACAAACUGGACUGUCUGUUGGGCAUCAGCAGGGGUAUUUAUAGUUGUUUCAAUGGAGUGGAGGAGACUGGCCAUUCAUCUGGUUUAGGCAAACCUGACCUAACCUCCAGUUAUGCUCAGCAUGCCAACAUGCUGAAGAUGCUGCGGACCGCCAAAGACCUGGUCUCCACUGCCAAUGUUGAGUGUUCCCUGGACAACGCCACCAAGACUAUAGAGCAUCUUAGUCGCCAUGGCGCAACCAUACCUGUACGUGUACCACAGGUUGCCACUGAAGCUGUACCUGGAGGGUUUGCUUACAUCACUGAGAACCACUCCUCCCUCCCACUGCGCUCCCUUACCCCACCUCUCACCACCGUGUCCUCUCUGAAACAGCAAAGGAGCGUGGCUAGGCCCACACCUCUGCGUUACACACUUCCUGCCCGCUCCACUUCCUGUCUCUAUGACCGGCCCCUUCCCAUAUCAAGCCUCAGCAGUCCACACCUGGCUGUUGGUGAUCCCCUCCCUCAUCAGCACCCCCAUCACUACCAAACCACGGGAAGAAUUUAUGUCGACGCUCAUCCUCACUCUCCCUUCAUUCCCUAUGCGGAUCUCCAACUUCCUGACAUCUACACCUCUCACCCAGUAUCACUGCCACAGAGCCAAGUUGGUUUCUACCAACAGAACAGAAGGUCCAGGAGCUUCCAUUGUGAAGAUGGGAUUUUGGAGAGAAGAAAUCAGGGGAACCAGGAAAAGAGAGACAAAAGUCCUGCAUGUAUGAACACGCUGAAGGCCAACCACCUUCAGAGCAAUCACAUCUCUGCCGUCAGCGCCGACACCAUAUUUACCGGGGAGGUUAUUGCUUCACCUCGGGUGGAAAACUACAGCUCCUGGCCACCAGAAGACCUAGUGCUGAGAGGGAGACGCAGGCGGCGGCGCCCCUCUUUUCUUAAAGCCACUUGGGGCAGUGAGCAGACUCGGCAUGUUGAUGAAUCCCAGUCAUCCCUGUCCAGUCAGUCUCCGUCAGCUUUGCCAGACCUUUUUCCAUGUGUUGUCACACAAACGACUCCUGCCAAGGCCUACAACCCUGCUCACCUACGAAACAACCUGUGUCUCCCACGGAACCAGACCUACCUCCACCUGAGGGAGGACCAGAAGAAGCCCAGUGUACGAAAAGCCCAGAGGCUCCGCUACUCGCAUUCCACCCACCUACCCACAUAUGGAGAAGCAGUGGGACAUGGUACUGGUUUAGGGCGGGGCGUGGUACGAAGAGCCACGAGCUUGGUCAGUAGACAGUAUGCCCACUACUUGAACUCAUACCCAGGACUACCCCUCUACCAUGGACCCUUAGAACUGCAGCAGCACAGCCAGGCUUCAGGCAACCCCAGUCCAGUGUGUCAUCUGCUGGCUUGUGGAGGGGGCCGAUGUGGGGGUCAGCGAGCAAUGCUGUACCCAGACAGUGUGUAUGGAGCCUAUGGUGCCUAUCAAGCGUCACCAGUUACGUCAGACACCCAGCCCUGUCAGGUAGUGAUGGGGCAGCCUGUAGGGAGCCCCUGCAUUCUUCGUCCCUGGCGCCGGGUUUCCAGUCUGGAGUCUGAGGUCUGAGAGAGAACCAAGGGAAUCUCAGAUGGAUAUCGUGGAAGUAAACAGGGAACAUCUACCUUAAAGCAAAGGACAGUUUUCUGUGGCUUUGUGCUUGAAACAAACAAACAAAAAAAAGUUGUGAUAAUUUCACAAAAGGGUUGGAUCUAUUUAUUGUACUCUGCAGUAAAAGCAGAAGACUGUUACUAUUUUAUCCUCAUGUAAUGUGUGAACAGUUGGCAGGUUUUAAUUACAGCUCUCCAACAAUGCUUUUGUGGUAUUUGUGCUUAAAUGUGCACUGAGAUUUACAAGAGUCCACCACGUUGGCCUGUGGACUUUGCGUGUGCGUGUGUGUGUUUUGUGGACAGGUGGGCGUCUUGGUGUCGUCAGGUACUAGAACUGUUUACUGUUGGUGAGAAAUAGUGGAGGAGUGAACAAUUGUUUCUUUAGAUACAGCAGCCAAAGUCAAAGCAGCCUCUGUAGCAAGAUUUCCUGUUCCAAUAAUAUGACGAGUUCAUUCUGCGUUCAGAUGGGGAGAAGCAGCUGUUUUUCCAGGAUGAAAUCAUUAUUUGGAGACAUCUGUUUCUGAAUUUCAGGUAACGUCUUCAGACAUUUACAAUAUUUUGGAGGUAAAAGCUUCACAUCUUCAUUUGUUGACCGGCGACUUUGGGACAGCAGUCCACGUGAACACAGUUUGCUGGAGGAUGACAGUGACCGGAAGUCUUUGGGAACUUUGGGCUCCUCCUCAGUGGGUCUUCUCAUGUGAGGUUACGACAGAGCACAAAAUCACACAGGGCCUCACAACAGAUCCUUUCUGUAUUCUAAGUACUAUAAUAAUAUAGUUAUAAAGUGUUAUUUGAUGCUGGUUAGUGUCAUAUUUAUGUAUUCUACAUAUGAUAGGAGUCUAUGGUGACUUGAUUUUAUAUUUACAUUUCUGGUACACAUUUUGUAAAUCUAUGACUAAUUUACAGGAAUAUUUGUUAUAGUUGUAUAACCUCCAUCUGUUGGCCUAAAUUAAGAGUCUUAUCUCUCUCUCCUUUUCGUUGAUUCCCUUAUCAGCCCUGGUAUUCUCCCCUUUCCUUUUAACUAUUUAAUGAUUGAAUUUAAAUGAGGUCAUUGAAAGCUAUUCUAGUAUCUAUAUUACCUGGCUCCUUUACCCUGUAAUUAAUCACUUAGACCAAUUAAAGAGCCGUUUUGGAUGGACCAGCAUUUGUGUAUGUGAGUGUGUCCUCUGUGGAGACAUUUAGCUUCCAGUGUAUGUACACACACGUGGAACCUGUGUGACAUUGUGGGAAGUGUUCCCGUUCGUUUCAGAUUGUUGCAAAACCUGCUACGGAGAUGCAGCUGUCUGUCUGUGAGCCUUAGUAUCUGUCAGUGAGUACACGGUAAAUACUCUUCGUACGAGCAGCUAGAACAAUAAUCAAUAAGUUAAGGUAAUACACAUUAUACACAUUUUUAUUACCAAUUAACCGUCUUCAAAAUAGUCAGUCAAUGUGCUGUAAUCAUUACUGCGAACUGCUGUCGCUCAGAAACAAACAA